Messenger RNA from Talaromyces marneffei, 1605 nucleotides. RefSeq lists its product as uncharacterized. The record is from RefSeq and is a predicted model, not a curated record. The transcript has 14 exons. Gene Ontology annotation, molecular function: hydrolase activity, acting on carbon-nitrogen (but not peptide) bonds. The coding region runs from base 1 to 1605 and encodes 534 amino acids. Gene Ontology annotation, cellular component: cytoplasm. NCBI's taxonomy places the organism in Eukaryota, Fungi, Ascomycota, Eurotiomycetes, Eurotiales, Trichocomaceae.
AUGGGACCUAGAUUCGACCUGGUUAUUGUCAACGGCACAGUGGUCACGGCUAGUGAUAUUAGCACGUAUUGUAUUGGAAUCAAAGAUGGAAAGAUUAAGGCUCUUUCAUACGCAUUUGAUCAAGAUGAAAUUGAGGGGGCCGAAAUCAUAGAUGCCGAGGGUGCAUAUGUCAUGCCCGGUGGUAUCGAUGCUCAUGUCCAUCUAUGCCAAAACUUGAAAACAGGACCCCAUGGCCUCGGCGGCGAAUGCGCUGACAACUUCGACACUGGCUCGAAAAGUGCAGUGGCCGGCGGUACUACCACAAUAAUCACAUUCGCGACACAGACACGUGCAGAAGAAGACCGAAGUCUCAUUAAAGUCGUCAAAGAAUAUAAUGCGCGCGCCGAGUCCACUGGCAGUUACGUCGAUUAUGGGUUUCACAUUAUUAUUGUUCGCAACGACGCCGAUGUUCUAGAAAAUGAGUUGCCGGUAUUGAUAAAGGAUUGGGGCAUUAGCAGCUGCAAGCUUUUCUUGACGUAUGAAACUCAGCGUUUGACAGAUUCGCAACUUUUGGAUAUUAUGUUUGCGGCGAGGAAACAUUCUAUUACGACUAUGAUCCACGCGGAAAACGGCGACAUGAUUGGGUGGUUGACUGAUAAGCUUGAAGCCAAAGGAAUGGUUGCACCCUACUAUCACGCUCUGUCCCGGCCACCGAUUGCAGAAGGCGAAGCCACCAACCGCGCCAUUUCACUCGCAUCAUUGAUUCAAAACCCCAUUCUAUUUGUCCAUGUUGGAUCAGCUCUGGGAGCGGCCAAUGUACGCCGGGCACAAACCAUGGGACUUCCAGUCUAUGCAGAGACAUGUCCGCAAUAUUUCAACCUCACAUGGGACGAUCUUAAACGCUUUCAUUCACCUACAUGCUUCGAAAACAGCAAGAUGAUCUGCUCGCCACCUCCUCCACCAGAUACAAACGACCACGAAGAGCUUUUUGUGUCUCUUCAAAACGGCACCUUCACCAUCUACUCCUCCGACCACUGCCCGUUCCGCUACGACCACCCAAAUGGAAAGCCAUCCGGUGUCCUCGAACACACACCAAGCAUGGAAGGCGAGAAGCACGACUGUCACGGCGAAGAAUUACAAGAUUUGCUCAUGCGCAAGAACGGCGCAUUCCGACUUGUCCCCAACGGUAUCCCUGGUGUAGAAACUCGGUUAUCGCUACUUUUUACGGGUGCAUUGGCGACGGGACGAAUUACGCCUCAGAAGUUUGUUGAGUUGACAUCUACCAAUCCCGCUAAGUUGUAUGGAUUGUAUCCCAAAAAGGGAGCUUUGAUGCCUGGCUCUGAUGCCGAUAUUGUCAUUUGGCACCCCGAGAAAUCAUUCAAACCAUUCAACCUCACCAAUUCAAUGUUACAUCACAAUGUCGACUACACGCCCUACGAGGGCAAAGAGUUUACCAAUUGGCCUCGAUACACUAUCCUGCGCGGUAAAGUCAUGUGGGCCAAUGGCGAGAUCAAAGGGCAGCUUCGUGAUGGACAGUAUGUGAAACGAGGACCGAAUCAGUUGAAGAAGGACUCGCCGAGGAUGGAUAAGGACCCGCGUCGGGUUGCUACUUGGUUAUAUGAGUAA